This is a messenger RNA of Notechis scutatus (mainland tiger snake), 2400 nucleotides long. RefSeq names its product claudin 2 (gene CLDN2). The record is from RefSeq and is a predicted model, not a curated record. NCBI's taxonomy places the organism in Eukaryota, Metazoa, Chordata, Lepidosauria, Squamata, Elapidae. Gene Ontology annotation, molecular function: structural molecule activity. Gene Ontology annotation, cellular component: bicellular tight junction; membrane.
UCCAAAAUACAUAGCAAAGCUUUAUUUUAUUUAUCACCUUUAAGUACCACCUGUCUCAUUCAAAUGAGUAUAUGCGCUCCUGUAUACUUUCAACCCAUAGACAGGCUGGGUCACCUUCUCAUCGAAAUCGGACCACAAUUGUUACGAGCUUCCUUUGAGAAAUGAACAGUUGCUUCUCAUCAAGUAGUUUCUCUUGGAAUUUUUAUUAGUGAAAACAGAUGUUCCUCCCUUUGCCCUAUUUAUCAUAACGGAUAGUUCUUUCUUUUACGUUUUAGGACGUAAUUUCUACAGAUAAGGGGAUAGACAAAGGGCACUUGGCAUUUUUUCAGAAGCUAAUAAUUAAUCCAGGAUGAUUUCCUUUCAAGCUCCCUAUCUUCUACGCUACAUUUACUACACUUGAGCAGAAGGGCACAGAGAGCAAGGAGGCACCAACGAGCGACAACAGGAGAGCAAGCAUGGUAUCCGUUGGACUCCAGUUGGUAGGCUACAUUUUGGGGCUGCUGGGCUUGCUGGGCACCCUGAUAGCCACCCUGCUGCCCAACUGGCGGAUCAGCUCCUACAUCGGCUCCAGCAUCGUCACAGCUGUUGGCUUCUCAAAAGGACUCUGGAUGGAGUGUGCAGUCUACAGCACAGGCAUCACGCAAUGUGACAUCUACAACUCUCUGCUCAGCCUGCCUACGGACCUCCAGGUGGCCCAAGCCUUGAUGGCCACCUCCAUUGCUGUAGGUUCGCUGGCUGCCAUUGUCUCUGUGGCAGGGAUGAGAUGCACCAUCUUCUCUCAGAGCUCCCCAGCAAAGGACAAAGUGGCGGUUCUGGGAGGGGUCACUUUUGUCCUGGGGGCAUUGCUCAGUUUCAUCCCUGUUGUGUGGAAUAUGCAUGUGAUCCUCAGCGACUUCUACAACCCCCUUGUGCCCGACAGCAUGAAGUAUGAGAUUGGGGAAGCCUUGUACUUGGGCAUCCUGUCUUCCUUGAUCUCCUUCAUUGGCGGCGCCAUCCUCUGUGCCUCCUGCCCACCGCGGGACUCUCAAGCAACCUGCUACCGUCCUCAUCAUUCUCGGACCAUGGCAGACAGGAGCUCCCGGCCAUCUCCAAAGGCCAGUGCAUACAGCCAGACUGGUUAUGUGUAGCAGCGGCUGGCCACCCAUGAAAACGCUUGCUGGAUGCACUGAAUAGGUAAGCAGAGAGACAGAUUUAUUCCUCCCACAACCCUCCUUUCAUCCUCGGCACUCCAGCUGUCUCUUCCCAAUGCAGCUUGGCGCUGCCAGAGGUGUCGUGUUGCAUGUCAACUGUCUGGUGGCUGCCGUUUCUUCAAGGCCCGUGGGGCUGUUUCCUCUGAAGGUCUUCCUGCUACUAAAAGACCAAGCAAAGUGCCUGAUGACUGCACAGCACAGGAGCAACCCAUUUGGAGGAGUCACAGGUGCCCAUCAAGCCUCUACUGUGCGCCUCUCAAAUCCUGUCUUCAUCCCACCUCCCAUUCCAUAGGAUUCAGCCCUAGAGUGGGAAAUGGGACUUCAGGAUUUGAGGGGUGGGGGAGGGCAUAGCUCAGUGCUGUGGGGGAAAACACUCACCAUUUCUGGGAGAAACCCGAAAGUCCUUGGUAAGGGAAUAAAAAGACCCCACCCCAAAUUGUUGGAGCCCAGAACAAGGGGAUUGAUGGCAGAACAGACCAAGGAUGCCUGGGGCAACCUCUUCCAAGAGAUGAUAAGACCCCCGUCCCUUGCCCUGUCUUCAGCCAGGGAGAUUUCCAAAAGGAGGACAAGGUGCUUGCAGUUGCUGUUCUUUGGGUCUCAACAGCCUGUAUUUAGCCUCUGGUUUUGAAGAGGCCGAAAUGUACCCGCUCUGUGGGUGGGUACACGCUGGUCUUGGCAGAUGAAAGAACUCCAUGGACAGGCCUGCUCCACCUGCUCUGGGAUCAAAGGGCCGCUCCCUCCGCCCACCCCCCAGUGCUCCGAGCUUGAGACGCCUUUGGGCUCAGAGGGGCUCAAUGGUUUCACUGGCCAAUAAAGAAUUCCUGCUCAAGGAGGGAUUGGACCCGAAGACGCCGAAGGCCCCUUCCAGCCCUGGGACUCCACAUUCUACUCUAAAGGCAAAGGACAGGGGCAGGACUGAGGGGCUUCACUGUCUCUGGGAAAGAAGAACCGCCAACCCCAAGGCCGAUUCCUUCCAGCCUAGGAGCCAAGAGGACUGGGAUGACCCCCAAGUACUUCGGGCCCAUCCCAAAGAACUGAGGCCAGCAAAGCAUGCCCGGGACUGAUCACUUGUUCUACCCCCUGCUCCAGAGCAAUGUAUUGGCACCGGCCUGUUUGCCUGUUGGUCUAUUUAGCAAUGUCCUACAAUAGGGAUUUUAAAAAAUACAUGUGUUCCCAGAAGAUGAGCUCAUGCUUUGGAAAGAAAAAAAAG